AUGUACAAGGUGUGUUUAUUGGUUGUGUUUUUGGCCAUGUCGUCGGCCAUGGGUAGACAUUUUCCUAAGAAAAGUUUAUUAGAUAAACGACUGUUAGAAAGUGAAAAUUUUAAGCAUUUGUCACGACAUGUCUUCAGAAGAUUAAUUACCAAUAAUUCAAGCAUUAUAUUGGUGAAAAAUAUGAAGAAUUUAAAGAGACCAAAUGGUGAAAUCACCUUCAAUUCUGAAAACAGCGUAAGUGUACCUAUAUUACCGAAAAAUACCGAAAUGUUAAAGGAAAGAUCAGAAAAUCCACAAAAAAUCAAGAAAAUUUUAAAACAAGUAGCAAGUUUGAAUAAGAAACAUGGUAAAAGGGUGUAUAGGUUUGUUACAAUCCCCACGAAUUUUAAACGAGUGAGUGUUGAAGACGUCAGAAUACGAAAAAACAAUAUGGUAAAUAGACCAAACCAUUCUAAAUCGCACAGAAGAGUUAUUUCCAAAAGAAAUAAAAAGCAUAUCAAGAAAGUUAACAAGUUAGGUAAACUUAACUCAGGGAAUACGAGAAAGCAUCAAGUUCAAAUAAAAAGAACUAAAAAAGCCAUUAAAUCUAAAAGAAGGAUUCGAAAACACAAAAAAGGUAAAAGAGUGUACAGAUUCAUCCAUUCAAGAAAGAAUGAUAAAUUAACAAGAAUCUCAGACACAACCAUGGCAAGAAGUACACAUACUACUAUGAAAACUACCACCAGCAUGUUCCCUGAAACCACCACCGAAUCUUUCCAAGAGCCUGGAAGAAAACACAAUAAAAGAGGGUCCGAGAUCACGAAAUCUUGUGGUAAUAUCAUGCAUGGUGUAUGGUUUAAAAAUCAGUGUAAUAUUUGUCGAUGUUUUAAUGGUUUAUUUCAUUGUUUACCAUCCGUAUCUCAAGGUUGUGAUCAAAGACAGAACGCCGAAUACGAUCGAUAUUUUUUGUAUCCAAUUGUCAGUGGAAUGAAUCCUGAUUUCGAAACCCCCCAAUUUGAGCUUCCGUUGUCAUCCGCAAUCACAAUCCGGUCGCCAAUAACGUUAGCUCUGUGUGUUAUACUUUCUGUUUUAAGUGCAUACUGUAAUUUAUAUCUUUGGUAA
Messenger RNA from Lottia gigantea (owl limpet), 1101 nucleotides. RefSeq lists its product as hypothetical. The record is from RefSeq and is a predicted model, not a curated record. Bases 1 to 1101 code for a protein of 366 amino acids. NCBI's taxonomy places the organism in Eukaryota, Metazoa, Mollusca, Gastropoda, Lottiidae. The transcript has a single exon.